This is a messenger RNA of Juglans microcarpa x Juglans regia, 1253 nucleotides long. RefSeq names its product mogroside IE synthase-like. The record is from RefSeq and is a predicted model, not a curated record. Lineage: Eukaryota; Viridiplantae; Streptophyta; Magnoliopsida; Fagales; Juglandaceae. The transcript has 2 exons. The coding region runs from base 47 to 778 and encodes 243 amino acids.
AAGUGAGUGCUAACUAGCUAGCCAGGGAGAGAGCAGCUAGAAGAAAAUGGAGAGGGGAACGCAUAUCCUGGUUAUUGCCUAUCCAGUACAAGGCCACAUAAACCCAAUGCUCCAAUUCUCCAAGCGCCUGGCCUCAAAGGGUCCUAGAGUCACCUUUAUCUCGACCAGCAUCAUGAGCAAGUCCAUAUUGCAGACCGUGCAAACCGCGGGCAGCAGUCUCAACUUUGAGACAAUUUCUGAUGGCUCCGAGGAUGUCGAUCAUAAGACGGAAAUCAUCGAUGCGCAGCUCGAGCGUUUCGAAUUGGUAGUCUCGCAAAACUUGGCAAAGUUCAUCGAGAGUCAAAAAAGCUCCAAACACCCUCCGAAAAUUCUAGUGUAUGACUCAGUGCUGCCAUGGGCUCUAAAUGUAGCCAGGAAACUUGGCAUAGAUGGAGCUCCUUUUUUCACGCAGUCGUGUGCGGUUAAUGCAAUAUAUUAUCAUCAUGUGCUUCGAGGAGCACUUGGCCGGAUUCCUGUAGAAGGGCCUUUGAUAUCACUGCCCUCGAUGCCAUCACUAGGUAUCAGUGAUAUGCCUUCGUUUCUUUGCGACACGCACUCCUACCCAGCUCUGCUAAAACUCGUACUGAAUCAAUUCUCAAACUUCCAGGAAGCUAAUUGGCUCUUCUGCAACACUUUCGACAAGUUGGAACAUGAGUACUACAGCUUGCACGGACUUGCUAAUGGAGCUGGCCGGCAGGCAGAGAAAGAGUGCCCUUGCAUGCGGAGUUGGAUCAGCUAGCAUUGCAUAACACACACACACGUAUAUGGGUUUAUGUGAUCACCGAUGAUCACCAGCUUGUGCAUGCAUGUGAUGUGGGUCAAGAAAUUUAUAACUAGGAUAUGUGUUAAUUUCCCUCUGCAUGUUCUUCCUAUGCCAUCCGGCCUCUAAAUCUCUCUCUAGCGAAGACAGAUAUCUAGCUGGCUAGGAUGAAGAAAGUUAAUUACCAAGUUGAACUAAUUAAAAUUUGCCAGAUUCCAAACCCAUCUCUAUUUCCCCAGCUCUCAAUGAAUAUAACUUUCAAGGCCGGCUAGCUUUGAGAAAUUCUGACAAUUCGGAAAGCAUGGAUGCACAACUAGCUACUUCGAGCGUUUCAAAUCAAGUAUGUAGCUAUAUAGCAUUCUCGCAAAACUAAUAAGCUCCAAACACGCUCCGGAAAUUUCUCGUGUAUAUAUGAAUUAUGAAGAAUUGAAGACUCAGGGCCCUCAGCUAUGCC